Molecule: messenger RNA, 6460 nt
Organism: Cygnus atratus (black swan)
Lineage: Eukaryota; Metazoa; Chordata; Aves; Anseriformes; Anatidae
Gene: AKAP10
Product: A-kinase anchoring protein 10
Exons: 15
Coding region: 3006-5027 (673 amino acids)
Biological process (GO): intracellular protein localization
Cellular component (GO): plasma membrane
Molecular function (GO): protein kinase A binding
Source: RefSeq, a predicted model, not a curated record
UAAACCUAGAUUUUAUUUUUUACUUGCUUUUAUUCAAAUAUUUAUGACACCAUAAAUGGCCACGAAUUUGGAAAUAAAACUGAAAUUAGAGAAAGGUCGUCUGAGGUGAUGGCAACGCUGCCUGGACAGACUGGAGGUAGGAAUGAUCCAGUUUGUCUGCAGUAAAGCAGAAUGAUUCCAGAGUGGGAUGAAAGCCUUGCAAAAGCAUCAAGGAACAAACUGAUGCGGCAGUGUUGGACCUGGGAAAAGCUGUGAAACUGAUGUGAGGGCUUCUUUGUUUCCCUUUUCUUUGCUUCUGUGCAGUGCUCCUUGCCCAGAGCUCAGAUGCCCAGAUCUUCAUCAGCAAGUCACUGCUGCAGCUCAUCCUGCUGUGAGUGAUGCUUAUUUUUUUUCACUGUGUUCUGCAUCACACUUCAUGGUUCAGGCUUUGACCACCCACAAACCCACUGCAAGUCAGGCAGGAACCCCUUGCCCCUUAUUUGUGAAAGAGUCCCUCUGGGCAACCCAACCUCCAGGCAUGGAGGAGCGAGGCUUCCUCCUUGAGCAUGCACUCAGUGGAAGGAGACAAGGAGGGAUUACAAUGUUUUAAUAAAAUCGGUUAAUUUUUGCCUGGCUGGGAUACAGGAUAAUUCCCUUCUUUGAAAUCGUCGGCACAUCUGAGAAGGCAGCAUCAACCCUCCCAUUCCCAUUAAGGCUAAUGGACUGAGGUCAGCCACACUGAAAUUUGCAAUGAAUUUUAUGUGCGCAUGCAGCCACUUGUUUUCCCAUUAAAAAAGAAAAAAAAAAAAGAAAAAAGAAAGAAAAAGACAAGACUGUAAUUGAAGUUGCUGUAUCAGUCGUGUCUUCUUGAUUUUACAGCUUUUACAGAGUCCUGUUGUGCACCAUUAUAUGUGAGUGCAGCAUCUUUCCCACUCUUCCUCACUAUUAAUUCUUGGAUUCUUAGUGAUUAAUAUUUGUAUUGCUUAUUUUGCAAAGUCAUCUAAGAUAUCUAAUUCAUUUGAAUUAACAAUUUUAACAAUACUAAUGGUAAUAUUUAGAAUAUGUGAUUUUAAAGCUUGUUCUGUAUUACUGUAAAGGCAUCUUUGACUCCUUAAAAAAUUUGGGCAUUAUUAUUGAUUGCAGAAUAAGAUCUAGGCUGUUAAACCCCAUAUUGAUAUACAUUUUUGUUAUUGUAUUCCCAAAGUAGUGAGAAGUCUGCAUAUGAGAUAGAAUCCAAUGCCACGUAAACGUGUGUAAAUAAAUGAACAGACUGUUCUGUCCCAAAGAUGUGAGCACCAGAAAGUCUCUAACGUGAUUUGUACAUUUGUGGUUUUUUUGAAUGCUGCAAUUGAGCAGAGCAGUUCCCUGUAUUUAAUUAUCUGUGAGUCAAAGACGCCAAGCUUUCAAAAAAGUCUUGUUCUGCUUUAUUAAUUCUGUCCAAACAAGUGCAUCCCAUUUAAAGCUUUUCAAAGUCUGCUUAUUUUCCUAUCUAUGGAGAGGGGAAAAUCACCAAGCAAUGAAGCAUUUUUUCUUUGAAUACCUGAAUUUAGGGAGGUGUCUUCCAGUUUCUCUAAUGUCAGCCAACCUAUGUGUCCUGAAGUCAUAUUUCAACUGAUUACUCAGUUAAUUAAACUGUCACAUUCUGUUAAAAUCUGUUAAAAACUCCAGAACCUGAUCUUUUCAUGCUUCCAGUUCAGAUCUCUACAGUCUGAGGCUGUGAUGAGCUGUGGAUUGGAGCUUCAGCCCUUCUGCAUUUUCCCAAAAGGGGGAGAUAAUUUCAGUCCAGCAAACAUAACUCAUGCCAAACAUACUUGUAGUUUGAGGUUUCAUCAAUUAUCUAGGAUCUCAUACAAAGAUAAUUGAAUUAUCCCAAAGCCUUUGACAGAUUUUGGAUUAGUUUUUUUGGAAAAGGAGCUGCUGCUUGAAAAUUAAUUGCAAAAUAGAAGGUCUUUCUCAUUGAGUGUGAUGAGGGAUACCUUCAAUUUACCCACCCAAAAUUCACAUUGCCAGCUGGCCAGGUUUCUGACAGCCUCGCCUUAUCGAUGGUAGCAAUCGCCACUUCACAGCUGGCAGUGCAUUCUCCUGAGACUGCGUGUCCCGGCAUGAAAGGGUCUGGGCUAAUUGAAGCAGAUACGCAUAGCCAAACAAACCUGUUUUGUAGAAAACUUGCCUCCUUCUCCCAUUGCUCAGCCAGAGGAGCUAUGCUGGUUGCGAAGUUUGGGCUUGGCGGUAGAAGACCUGUAUGUACGGUCAGAAAAAGGAUCAGACUUCCACAGGAAAUUUACCACUGAUGGCAACUCAGCCAGCAUGUGAGACCAGGAUUCUGCAAUACAUCGUGUUCUGCUUCAACCCCUGCACACAAAUUGAAACUUACAGCCUGGUCUGCAAACUCGACCCUUUAACCACACAGCGUCACGCAGAAAGGAGAAGUCUGUGUGCAGCAUACUGGAGGAUCAGACCGGUCGUAUUAGCGCUGCCUUUGUACUGCAGGUUGUUAUACACAUUUGUAGAGGUCUGGGUGCAAAGAUUUUUUGACAGAAGAUGUUAACUUAAUGUUCCCUAUGUGAUUUAGCCCGUUCUUUCAAAUUUGCUCACCUUUUGAAUAUUUUAGUUUAUCAACCUCUUAGGGUAUGUGCCAAUUAAAUAAUUCAGCUCAUUAUGCAAAAAAAAGACUUCCUCAAACCAGCCUCUGGGCACGUGUACAAAAAGGUAUCAAAGAGCAUCAGUUAGCAAAAAUAAUAUUAAAAGAGAUAAUGGAGUUGCUGUAGGGUGUUAAUCAGCUGCAACAUGGUGCCCCUGAGAUGGCUUCAUCUCAGUCCCAAAGAGAUCCCCACAUACCCUUUAUGCAGUUUACGAGUCUUAAUUAAUGAGUGUUUGUAAAGAGCUUUGGAGCACUCGGAUGAAAGAUGCUCCAGGAAUCCACACGGUGAUUAUUGACUACAUAAUUUCCUUAUGGCCCGAACACCGGCAGCAGGACAGUUACAGCGCAGCGGGACGGCGCUGCACUGAUCCAUCCUGACACGACGAUGGAACGGGAGAGGUGCAGCCGCCUCCCGCGGUCCCUGCACAACCCGUGGGGUUCGUUUCGGGCCCCUCGUGGUGCUGCCUUGCUAACAGGGCCCCAUGCAACAAGGCCACCGGGAUCCAGCCCAGUGAAAGGUAAAGAACAAGAAAAGACCACAGAUGUGAAAGCAAUUAAAACUCCGAUACCUGUACAUUCCCCUCAAAGAAGCACUAGAAAUCAUGCCUUGCUGGAGGCUGCAGGACCAAGCCAUGUGGCAAUUAAUGCCAUCUCUGCCAACAUGGACUCUUUCUCUAGCAGUCGGACAGCUGCUCUUAAGAAGCAGCCAAGUCACAUGGAAGCUGCUCAUUUUGGAGACUUAGGCAGAUCGUGUCUGAAUUAUCAGGCUCAAGAGACCAAAUCAAGCCUUUCAAAGACCCUUGAACAAGUUCUGCAGGACAAUGUAGCCCUCCCUUAUUUUAUUCAGUUUAUGGAACUGCGCAGAAUGGAACAUUUGGUUAAGUUUUGGUUAGAGGCUGAAAGCUUUCACUCCACAACAUGGUCCCGCAUAAGAGCGCACAGCCUGAACACAGUUAAGCAGAGUUCGUUGGCAGAGCCGGUGUCACCCUCGAAGCAGGAGGAAAUGGCAUCUUCUCCGCCUGGAUUGCUUGAGGAGAGACUGGAGGAUUCUAGCACCAUGCGUCUGCUCAGGACCAAAUCAGUGGCUCCAGAUAAGAACAACAGAACUAGCAACAGCCAGAACCACGUGCUCUUGGGUCAAGAGAGGGAUAAUACCAGUGUUGUUUGUCUAAGAAAAUCUGAGACAGGGAUGCAUUCUGUUGCAGCUGAUCAGCAAGAAUCUUCCAACCUUACAGUAUCAAAUAGAAACAGCCCCUCAUCUGCACUAAAGGACUUGUCAGGAAAACUAAUGAAAAGUAUAGAACGGGAUGCAGUUAGUACUUUUACCAAAUAUAUUUCUCCAGAUGCUGCUAAACCAAUACCUAUUACAGAAGCGAUGAGAAAUGACAUAGUUGCAAAGAUUUGUGGGGAAGAUGGACAAGUGGAUCCUAACUGCUUUGUUACAGCACAGUCAAUAGUGUUUAAUGCAAUGGAACAAGAGCACUUUAGUGAAUUUUUGCGAAGUCAUCAUUUCUGUAAAUAUCAGAUCGAGGUGCUGACUAGUGGGACUGUUUAUCUAGCUGACAUACUUUUCUGUGAAUCAGCCCUGUUCUAUUUCUCUGAGUACAUGGAGAAAGAAGAAGCAGUUAAUGUAUUGCAGUUCUGGUUGGCAGCAGAUAACUUCCAGUCUCAACUUGCUGCCAAAAAAGGCCAGUAUGAUGGGCAAGAAGCACAGAAUGAUGCCAUGAUUUUAUAUGACAAGUACUUCUCCCUUCAAGCCACGCAUCCUCUUGGGUUUGAUGACUCUGUGAGGUUAGAGAUUGAAUCCAACAUCUGCAGGGAAGGUGGCCCUCUCCCUAACUGUUUCACUACUCCCUUACGGCAGGCGUGGACUACCAUGGAGACGGUUUUUUUGCCUGGUUUCUUGUCCAGCAACCUUUAUUACAAAUACUUGAAUGAUCUCAUCCAUUCUGUACGAGGAGAUGAAUUUCCAGGAGGGAAUAUUGCACUGAACAUUCAAGGGCCCGGCAGUUCUCCUGAUAGUGAUUCCAUAGGGGGCCCAGAUGGCUCUGCCUCCCAGUCCAAUGUCAAAAAGGCUAAUGUUAAAAUCCUGAAAAAUUUUGAUGAAGCAAUAAUUGUAGAUGCUGCAAGUCUGGAUCCAGAAUCUUUGUAUCAACGAACAUAUGCAGGGAAGAUGACAUUCGGACGAGUUAGUGACCUGGGACAGUUCAUCAGAGAAUCUGAACCGGAGCCUGAUGUCAAAAAAUCAAAAGGGUCCAUGUUUUCACAAGCAAUGAAGAAAUGGGUUCAGGGAAACACAGAUGAGGCUCAAGAAGAGAUGGCUUGGAGGAUAGCAAAGAUGAUAGUCAAUGAUGUUAUGCAGCAGGCACAAUGUGAACAGCGUUCAGAGAAGAUUACAAAGCUAUGAUUUUAGAAAUGCCAGAACAGGAAAUCUGGCUUUCUGCUUUGAGAAUGAGUGAACUUUCCCUUUGGGUGGAUUCUUUAACACAGCCAAUAAAAACAAAGCACUGUUACUCCAACCGCUGAUAUCUUCCUCGUUGAUAAGGAAGAAUUAAAAAGAAGCAAUCCUGUACCUCCACUGCAGAGCGUGAAGAAACACUUUUUCCUGUUGUAUGUGGCAUUCACAAUGACGGUUUUUAGAGAGGAAGACACCAUUUAUGAACGCGUCACUGAGUAACUGUGAUCAACUUCACAAAUACUUGACCCUGUCUCAAAAAGACUUUUAAGCAAAAUAUCUGGAAUGGGACACAAGCCACAAGGAGGGGAAGGUUUUGCUGUGGUUUCUAGUUCUACCUGUAAUUUUUAAUUGUAUAACUGCAAAUGUCAUGGGAUGUGUCCCUGACAUUGGCCAUUGGAGAAGUGAACCUGAAAUGGUGAAUUUAUUGGCAGUGAAUGACCUAAAAAGUUUUAAGUUUUAUUUUUCCUUACUUGAAAUAGAUGAGCAUUCAACUGUAAGAUAAAUGUAUUUUACUUCAUAACUCCAUUAACCUUGAAGGCAGUGUAGAAUGAUCGGGAGCGAAGCCUGGACAGCGUAACUUUUCCUUGUCAAGCUCUUACACCUGCAUUCACUCAUCCCCUGCUUCAGACACACGGCCGACUCGAGCAGACUUGAAAGCCAGUCUUGUGCUUGUGUAGCCCUCUGUUCCUGAGUGUUGGCUCUGAAUGCAGCCCAUGCUUUGAGGAGAUCAUAGCCAGUAGCCUGCUCCAUCUUUUUUCUUUCUGUCCCAUAAGCAAGGAAAAAAGUGAUUACUGCCAUGUGUUGCUGCCAUUCUCCAUAGCUUGUUGUCCUCAAACCAGCAUAGUAUCUAAUUCCAGAGGUUUGGUUUACAAAGAAAAAUAAUUUUUAAUGACCUUCGGCCGCCUUUUUCCUGACGUUGUCAACACUUGCAACUUGCAAAACCCUUAGUUUAAGUAAAAAGCCACGGUGUGACACAGCACCUCUAUUUUUCCAAGUGAAUUGAUUUUGCAGAGUAUCAGAAACACUCGGUGUGCCACUGUUAUGUUAUCGCUGCAUUUUUAGUAUACAACACUUCUAUUUUGGUUUUUAUUUAACUCUUAUGAUUGCUUUUUUUCCUUGAACUUGUGCAAAAAAUCACUUUGCAAAGAAAUCAUCUCCAAUGUUCAGAGUAUCUUGAUUGACUAGCAAGUGUUAUACUGUUGCAAUAUUUGAUUGUAUAGAGACACUGUAUUGUCUAUAAAAAAAAAAAGCAAAAAAGGCUGUGUAUAGGUUUUUGGUACUAUGUACCAUCUCUUAUUUCUCUCAUGCCCAAGUAUUCAUGUACUUAAAGCAUACUAUAUUUAAUUGUGUUUUGAUUUAAAAUAUAUAAAUAUUAAAACUUG